Hyaloscypha bicolor E is the source of this 1621-nucleotide messenger RNA. Its product is annotated as translation initiation factor-like protein eif-2b subunit alpha. Bases 220 to 1278 code for a protein of 352 amino acids. Gene Ontology annotation, molecular function: translation initiation factor activity; guanyl-nucleotide exchange factor activity. NCBI's taxonomy places the organism in Eukaryota, Fungi, Ascomycota, Leotiomycetes, Helotiales, Hyaloscyphaceae. The record is from RefSeq and is a predicted model, not a curated record. The transcript is spliced from 3 exons. Gene Ontology annotation, cellular component: eukaryotic translation initiation factor 2B complex. Gene Ontology annotation, biological process: translational initiation.
UCACGUUUCCACUCUAAAAGGUGGCCUCAUGAGAUCUAUGAACAAUAGAAGGCACAGAAGCCCACAGUAAGCUUUCCCCUACCAAGCUAGCACUUCCACUGGCUCUUUUAGUGUCGCGCCGUCGCUGCUGUUCGCUGACGAGAAAUUCCAGCAACCUCACAGCCAUAUGAAGGGAGUGCAACACCUCCUCUUACCGGCCAUCCCCCAGCAUUGGAACGAAUGGCUUCCCCGGGCAACAUCCCUCAAAAUGAGAAAUCAAAGUCCUUCGAUAUCGUGGAAACCUACCACCAACUCUUGAAGGAAGACCCCGAUCUGACAAUGCCCGUCGCCGCAAUCGAGGCCCUGAUUGAGCUCCUCGUGCAGUCCCGCGCCGUCACUGUCUACGAAACCCUCGACCUGGUCAAGACUCAAUCGGACUACCUCAAGUCCCGAAUACCCAACUCCAUAUCUCUUUCUGCCGGAACAGAUUUGUUUCAACGGUAUAUGAUAAGCUCGUUGAAGCCGAGCAGCACGGGGAACUUUGAUACGAUGAGACAGCAUCUGCUGAGUAAUGGCAGGCUGUUUGUGAGUAGGGCGAAGGCGGGCAGGGAGAAGAUUGCCACGUAUGGAAGGCACUUUGUGAGGGAUGGUAGUGUGGUACUUACGCAUGGAGGAAGCAGAGUAGUGGGCGCACUGCUAGGGAAGGCGGCAGAGGCGAGCAAGAGCGGUGGAAAUGUCAGGUUCAAGGUCAUCUAUGUUAUGAAUGAUGCGAGGAGUUCGGAGAGUAAGGCGGUGGUUUCUACGUUGAGAGCAAAGGGUGUCCCUGUUGCUACGAUCAGUGAGGGUGCUGUUGGGUAUGCUAUGGGAAAGGUCAAUUUGGUGAUUGUUGGUGCUGAAGGGGUCGUGGAGAAUGGAGGCAUCAUCUCGAGAUUGGGCACAUAUCAGAUCGCUCUGCUUGCAAAAGCUGCAGGAAAGCCGUUCUAUGUUGCCGCCGAGAGUCACAAGUUUGUUCGACUCUACCCGUUGGGACAAUAUGAUCUUGGUAUCGAUCAGGAGGUCAUUGUAUUCAAGACGGAUAAGGAGGACUUGAGCUCGGAGGAAAAGAAAUUCGCGGAACGAACACCAGAGAUUGAGGAGAAGAAGGAGUAUUUUGCUCCUGGCAUGGAUAUGCCGAAGCCGAACACUGCUGUAGAUGCUGUUGAUUUUACGCCUCCGGCUCUUGUUUCAGCACUCAUCACUGAAGAGGGAGUGUUGACUCCUAGUGCUGUCAGUGAGGAGCUCAUUAGUGUGUGGUGGUGAAGGACCUCCAACGACACGAUGAGAGAAAACAAGCUAGUGAAAUCUUCCAGACAGGGACUUAAAACCACACAUUCUCGGGAGAAGGGACUAGCCAGAUCUAGACCGCACCCCAGAUGCCAAUGGGAAGGAAAGACCCAAUACUUUCCGUCACGGAUAUUCGAGACGGAAGAGUGCUAGGAUGGCAUUAUGACAUAGCCAGAAAAGAUCGCAAUAAAAAAAUCUUGUGAGGUAACAAGAGCCACAUAAAGAUAUACUGCCCUUCGGAAUCCCUCCCAGAAGUUCAACAUCUUUAUCUGUUUCUUUGAUGCCCUUUUCAUCUUGUCCGAAAACGGCAAUAGUUUAC